Messenger RNA from Bombina bombina (fire-bellied toad), 8182 nucleotides. RefSeq names its product LIM and calponin homology domains 1 (gene LIMCH1). Gene Ontology annotation, molecular function: actin binding; myosin II head/neck binding. The record is from RefSeq and is a predicted model, not a curated record. NCBI's taxonomy places the organism in Eukaryota, Metazoa, Chordata, Amphibia, Anura, Bombinatoridae. Bases 176 to 5290 code for a protein of 1704 amino acids. The transcript has 34 exons. Gene Ontology annotation, cellular component: stress fiber. Gene Ontology annotation, biological process: regulation of focal adhesion assembly; positive regulation of stress fiber assembly; actomyosin structure organization.
GCUGGUGUGUGGCAAGGAUCAGGUUGCUCAGAGAGGGGACUCGGUGCUUCUUUCUGGCUGGGGAUAGCAGGAGGGUUGGAGGAUCCUUGUACCCCUGAGCCAGAAUCUUCAUUCUACAAAAGGUCGCCUGUUUGUUGUUGGCAAGUAGUCACAGAACUACCACUGGACUCUGGAAAUGGCUAGCCCUGCUCUAGAUCUACAAGACAUUGCACAGCCACAGGAGUCACCCCCUGAUUCGGCGUGCAAGGAGGCUCAGAAGUGGAUCGAGCAAGUAACUGGCAGAAGUUUUGGUGACAAAGACUUCAGAACUGGGCUGGAAAAUGGAAUCCUUCUGUGCGAGCUACUGAAUGCCAUUAAACCAGGCCUUGUGAAAAAGAUCAACAGGCUUCCAACACCUAUUGCAGGUUUGGAUAACCUAACUUUAUUUUUACGGGGCUGCAAAGAACUUGGAUUGAAAGAAUCACAGCUUUUUGAUCCAGGUGACCUACAGGACACAUCCAACAGAACCACACUGCGGACUUCAGAUUGCAGCAGGAAGCUGAGAAACGUACUGGUCACUGUUUACUGGCUUGGCAAAGUUGCAAACAGCUGUUCUUCAUAUGAUGGAAAAAAUUUGGACUUGAAAGAGUUUGAAGGAUUGUUGGCACAAAUGAGAAAGGAAAAUGAAGAAAUUGAGAGUCCCAAACGCAGCAUUCGGGACAGCGGUUAUAUAGACUGCUGGGAUUCAGAGAGAAGCGAUUCCCUCUCUCCCCCCAGACAUGGCAGAGAUGACUCCUUCGAUAGUUUGGAUUCCUUUGGUUCCCGCUCGCAGCAGACACCUUCUCCAGAUGUUGUGCUGAGAGGAAGCAGUGAUGGGAGAGGAAGUGACUCUGAAUCUGAUGUGCCACACAGAAGAAUUCCAGAUGUCAGAAAAGAUGAUAUGUCAGCCAGACGAGUUUCUUUUGGUGAAAAUAAAGCAUUUGUGCCUUUUAACCAAUACCUCCCUAACAAAGGCAACCACACGGCCUACAUCCCAGCUCCACUACGGAAGAAAAAAGCAGAGCGAGAAGAUUACAGAAAAAGCUGGAGUACUGCCACAUCACCACUAGGGGGAGAAAGGCCAUUCAGCCAACAUCAUCCUGAAACGAUAAAGGAGGAACAUGACUUACACUGUGGGGAAGAUGGAAUCAACCAGGAUACUCCAUGUGACUUGUACAGGCUGAAUGUAAAAUCUAGAGUCCAAAUGAUGCAAGCAGAAUGUGUGGAAAAGGUGUCAUCUCCUGUUAGUGACAUUCCAAAAAGCAUAGAGGAAGACAAAAAGCUUAAAAACCUUGAACAAGCUGGUAUUCGAGUUAGGUCUGCAUCAAAGCGAUACGGCAGCCAAAGGCCAUCUGUGGAAAACAGUGACGUUGCACCAGAUAUUGUACUCCGCAAAGAGAACGCUUUCCUGAUGUCUAGUGAUUCUGAAAAUGAAGAGGAAGACAGAGUCCCUGAUAUAGAGAGAGACGAUCUAGCUACAAGGAGAGCAAGAAUGAAUCAACCAAAACCCUCUGCACAAUUUAACCAUUAUAUUCAUGGCUCUUAUGUCAACAAAAAGACUACGCCACAGGAAGUAUCGUCAACUGCAUCUAGUGUUUCCUCCCAACAUACAACAGAUAAAAGUGAGACUGAUACCCAUCAAGAAGUUAGUCAAAUGGUUGUUUGCAAGGAAGAGAAACCUUUUGAGUCUGCACCCCAUGGUUCUGAUACAGAGGAGGAAGAAGAAAAAGUUCCGGAUAUUAAAAGAGAUGACCUGGCUAAACGCAAAACUCAGGGCACCGUCUCACAAAAGAAAGAUUCUCUGGUGUUUGUAACACCUUCAAUGACCAAAGCCGACAUGGAAAAAUGGCAGAGACUUAAGGUGUCUUCUGAAGAUAGUGAAACAGACAACCUGGUAACUAAACACCCAAUUGAUCAUGACACUACAUCUUCGAUUGAUGUGGCUAGGGCAGCUAAUGACGACUUUGGUAGACGUAAACUAUCAUUGCAAGAGAAAAGAGCCAGAAACAAACAGAAGUUUGUACACUUUGGACCUGUUACUGAGAUUGACCAGAAAAGAUGGGAUAGACUUUGUAUUGCCAAACCUGCCGAGGAAUCUGAAGAGGGUACAAAGGAACAAAGCGCCACUGAUGUGUUAUGUGUGAAGGCGAUUAUGUCAGAGACGACUCAGAGUUACCAUAAUGUGGAGAGCACAAUUACGGUGCCUUUCAUACAGAAAGACUCAAGGAUGGCUACAUCUGAUGUCAGUAGAGGAUUUAUUUCACCAGCGCCACCUGAAAGUGAAGAUGAUGGGCUGGUGCUGGAUACCCAGCGGGAUGACAUGCUGGCAAGGAGGACUGGUGUUUUCCAGAAGUUUACAAGGCUUAAUAAAGUGCCCCCAGUCUCCAGUGAUCAAAACUUACAAGAUAGUCCGACUGAACAGGUUGAAAGAGUUCAAGAGAUAAUACAGGAACAUAGUGAACAACUGAGUAGGUUGCUUUUAUCUGCCGCUGCAAGUAACAAUUUGAGUGGGAAAACAUCUGUUUCUACUGUGGAGAUGGACUCUCUGACAAAAACAAAAGCAUUUGCUGUGGAACAAAAUGGCAGUGAAGGAGACCUCACCGAGAAAGAAACUAGUGCACCAAAUCCAGAAAAGGACGAUAUGAUGUGUAGAAGGAUCUCCAUCAGUCAGAAGCCAGUUGGCAUAGGUCUCAGUCCUUUCCUUCCUAUUCCCUUUUCUGUGCAGCAAAAAGAAGUGGAUAAACCAAACACUUCCUCACUAAAGGAAAACAAAUUAAGUGCUGUCCCAUCAAGGUCUGUAGUGUCAAAUAAUCCUCCACACGCUCUUGAAAGUGUUAGGUGUGACAGUCCUACAAAGCCCCUCUACCAGAGCGAAACUGAAGAACAUGUUGACUUGAGAGAUGACCAGACUUACCUUGAGAUUCAUGACUCCGUUCAGACCAAUAGCGAGGGGAACACCAACUGUACACACCUAAAAACCCAACUUGAGGAAACUCUUGAAAUCUCUGACCAUGAAUUGAGAUUCAGCUCAAGAUCAGCUAUGUCUGAUGACACAGAGAGCGUUAGCAUGUGUGACAUGAGGUAUGAAGGAGAAGCCAUCUUGCUGCCCCACAGCAGGCUUCACCAAGAGCACUUGCAGAAUGUUAAUGACAUGCUGAAGGAAGAGGAUGACACCUGGCAGGAUGACCUUGCCCGGUGGAAGACUCGCAGGAGGAGUGCAUCACAGGACCUCUUAAAGAAAGAAGAGGAGCGUAAAAAAAUGGAAAGGUUGCUUAGUGGAGACUAUGACCUCUCUGAACGAAGGAAAAGCAUAAAGACAUACAAAGAAAUUGUGGAAGAAAAAGAACGUCGAGAGAAACAACUACAUGAAGCCUAUAAAAAUGCCAAGUCAAAAGCGGAAGCAGAGAAAAUAUUACAGAAAUAUAUAGAAAGGUUUACAAUAAGUGAAGCUGUUCUUGAACGGUUAGUGAUGCCAAAAAUCCUGGAAAGGAGUCAUUCGGUUGAGCCAAGCCUAUUAUCCUCUUCAGAGGAUCCAAACCCAUUGAAGUAUCUGAGGCAACAAUCAUUGCCAUCCUCAAAGUACACAGCAACUGUAGAAGCAACCAUAGCCUCCAAUAUGGACACAUUUGUGAAAGCAACACCAGAUCGAACAUCACCAAACAAAGGUUUAUCAAAGGCCGUGCCUAUGCUGACACCCAAGCCUUACUCUCAGCCGAAGAACACACAGCAGAUUCUCAAGACUUUUAAAGUAGAUGGUAAAAUAAGCAUGAACGGAGAAGCCUGUAAUGGGAUUGAAGAACAGAAGGAAAGUAUGAGAUUCUCUCAGCCGUUAUCUAGGUCACAGCGGUUUGAAGGGGUUGCCAGAGUUGAUGCAGCAAUUGAGGAGAUGAAGUUUAACUCUGCAACUUGUGUAGACCUUAACUCAUCUAGACCAAGCUUGCAGAAUUCAUUUAGUGAUUUAAAAAGUUUUUCUAAAGAAGCUAAUCACACAGCCCAAAGGGAAGAAAUAAAUUGCACUGGAAAAACAGAAAGAUUUCACUCAGAGCAGGAAUUAAAAAAAGUUAAUAAGCAGCCGCAUGAUGCAACCAAGGGUGGUGCUACUGUAACGAGUUUAGAGUUUACACCUUCUGCCCCUACGAAAGACCCUGCUGUAAAUGGAAAGGAAUUUGAAGAAAGGCAAAAAGUGGAUGCCCAAGCCCUGAUCAUGCAUUGGACAUUGGAACAAAAGGAAGGUGCAUUGCCCCAGUUCAGUGGAGUACCAGAAGAUGCCCAGAAAUUACCCCAAAGAAAUCAGUUGGUGGAGGCAGCGUGCAGUGAGGAUUUACCUGCUCCUGCAACCAGUGUGAAUUCGUCAAGUCGAUUUUGCUCCUGGGACCCAGAAGAGGAGCGUAAACGCCAAGAGAGAUGGCAGCAAGAGCAAGAAAGGCUGCUGCAGGAGCGGUAUCAGAAAGAACAGGAGAAACUGAAAGAAGAAUGGGAAAAGGCACAGAAAGAAGUUGAAGAGGAGGAACGUAAAUAUUAUGAGGAGGAGAGAAAAAUAAUUGAAGACACAGUCAUGCCAUUAACGGUGUCACCAACCUCAUGUGUGCUCUUAUAUGACUCUGAAAGGAUAGGGAAUUCUCAUUCAGUAACCAAAGAACAUGAACAGUCAGCCCAGGAAGACAACAGAGGAACGGAGCAGUCUGCAUUGUGGGCACAAGAGGGAGCACAUUGUGUAUCAGAAGAGCAAUUAAAGGGAAAAUUGAAUGUCAGUACGGUGGAAGUGGAUUCUGUAAUGAGGGUUAAGGAAAGUGAACCAGCAAAUGUUUCAUCAAUGAAAGAAUACAGCACUCCCAACAGAUUAACCUUGCAAUUAGCAGGUCAACAGGUAGCAUCAGCGGAAGCUCCAUUGCCUGGAGAUAUUGGGAAUACAGUUCAGCGAAAUAUUUCUCCUGUAGCCACAAGGGGUACGGAUUCACAGGAGAACAUCUGCGGAUCUGGGUACUCUUCACAACCUUCAUCCUCACAAUGCCCAUCUCCAAACAGGUAUAAAAGGUCUGUUAGUGGGAAGAAAUUGUGUUCCACAUGUGGCCUUCCUCUUGGCAAGGGAGCUGCAAUGAUAAUUGAAACCCUCAGUCUUUAUUUCCACAUUCAGUGCUUUAAGUGUGGGAUUUGUAAGGGACAACUGGGAGAUGCAACGACAGGAACAGACGUCAGAAUACGCAAUGGGUUAUUAAACUGCAAUGAUUGUUACAUGAAGUCCAGAACGGCCGGCCAUCCCACCCCUUUGUGACAUCAGCAAAUGAAGACUUCAGAGAAAAGAUGAUUCCACAAUACCAGACAAUCACGUUAAAGCUCUUAUCUGCAGAGGGCCUGGCGCUCAGCCCAUGAUAGGAUGUUAACAGGAAAUCAUGUCUGAUGCUUGCAAGCAAAGUCCAUGUUUUGCUUUAGAAAUAAUAUGGCAAAUUUUAUUUGCAAAGCACAUUUUGUAGAUGUUUAACAGUCGGCUUUUUUUAUGCCAAGGGCAGUGUGAUGCCCUUCCCCACAUCUAGAAAGGCUGCAUUAAAUGAUCCUGGGCUUGUGGUUUAUAUGCGAAGUACUGUGCCUCUAUAGUUUAAUGUUCAAAAUAAAGGUGCAAUAAAAUAUAUACUACUUGGUUUAUAGGGCUACAGCAUAGACAUGCUACCUGAACUGUAAUGAAAAAAUGAUAUAUAUUGCAUUCUUAUAAAUGUAACAUACAGCAUAGUUUUUACUUUGCUGUAUAACUUUUAUUAUGGAUAUGUCAAUUUGUGGCUAUGCAUUGCACCUUUACUUUUUCAUGAGCCUUUAUUUUUAAUAAUGUAACCAAAUAAUGCAGAUAUUAAUAAUUUAUCAUAUGUCUACACCUCUAUUAAGCUGUCUAUUCACUUCUGUACAGUAGUACUAUACAGCUAAAUGUAAAAGGUUAUUACACAAUAGUGUUGCUAUAGGCGGUGCCUGUUGUCUUUACACAUCUAAGCAUUUUGGUCUAAGAUUUUAAACAUAUGCCCCAGCACUUGAGUAAUCAUUUGUCAACUUGAAAUAUUACACAAAACUUCAGUCUAUUCUGUACCAGAGCUGUGUUUCUGCCCUGCUACAUAAAGUCAGUUCAUAGCUUGCUAGUGUUAAUUUCUUUGCUUUAGAUCAUGUCCUCCAGUAUAGUUCUUUAAACUGUGAAGGAUAGUUGCAUGCAAGCGUAAUUUAACCGGCUGCAUUUUGCAGUCCGACUAGUGAUUUUUGACACUAUUACAGCUAUUCAACAGAAGGGAUAAUUAUCAAAACAAUUCCUGGGAUUUCCACAUAGCUUUUUAGUUUUGUGUUUUCAUAAUGAACAAAAAUUAAGCUUUUUGGGAGGAACAUGUAGAGACAAUAGCCCCAUUCUGCAAAAAAUCUAAUUAAUCAGUCUGUAAUAAAAAAAAUCAAGAAUGAGCUAUUUUUCAGUAUGUUUUUUACUUGUAUUGUAAAUUACUCGCUGAAUAAAAAAUAUCAACAUACAGUGCAGUGGUACACACAGGCUACGCACAUAUCAAACAGGGUGAUUAGAACCAAUGCAUUGUGUUGGCCAAACAGACAAUUGGCUGAUUCCGAUGUUGCUGUUCCACAGCCUGCGUUCGUGUUUUGUUGCUUCACUAAAUUGUGUGAUCCCUUAUUUGCACAUUAUAGCAUUAAAGAAAAGCUGCGUUAGUGCACACACAACUCGCAAAGCAAGAAGUGCACAUAAGAGCCGUUCUAGUUUAGCGACUUUUAACGUGUAACUGAGUUUGUAUCAUGUCCAUGUUUUUCAGUGUGUUUGUAAAAGAAAAAAAUAUAUAUUUUGCUGCUGUAUAAGCAAUAAUAUUUUGAUAUGUCUUCUUAAGCUAGAAUCUAUUUAUUAAAGCACUAGUUUGUGGUUCUUUGCAUGUGUUUAGUAAUAGUUAGACAAGACCCAUUAUCAUGUAAUUACAUUUUUGUUUAUAUGUGAAACACUAACUGUAUAAUUGUAACAUAUAAAAAGGUGCCUUAAAUGCAAAGCUGUUGCACAGAGUUGUAGUAGUUAAUGCAAUAAAUAUACAAAUGACAAGUUAAAGAAUAUAGCUCUGUCAUUGAAUACAUUGAUUAGGUAAAUGCUCUUACAAGCACCAACAUCAAAUUAAUGUUUUUUCAUUGAAAGUGCUUUACAGAUGUGCUUGCAUGGUUUCCGUGUUAACGGUGAUGUUUACACUUUGCAUGGUGUCUAAAAAUGUAUUUUAUUUAAACAUUGCACAAGACAUGCACAAUAUAUAAAUAAGAUCACAUCAAUUUUAUAACUUUUUUUUUUUAACCUGGUGUCGGCAACAUCUGCAAUUUUGCAAAUACAGUUUGUAAAUUUGCUGACACAUCUAUCCAUUUCUUUAAUGAGGUUUAAUCUUUGUAUGUGCAUUAACAAAGAUCAAUUGUAGAAUGGGGCAUUUCCGGAAUACAGUGAUUUCACACUAUAGUCACCAGCAGAAAAUAAAUGUUUGCCAACUAUUUAUAACUGUCAGUAUUUUUGUCAGCAAAUCCUUUAAAACAAAUAUAACAGUGCAAUUAUUUUACCUACCAUUGGUGCAAAUGAUUUGCAGUUAAUAAAAGCAAAUGAGUGAUGUGCAGUACAGCACUCUAAUGUACCUGUAUGCUUUGAUUAAACAGGAUUGUAAGAUGCAAUGCCUUUUUUCUCACCUCAGUUUACAUUGGCUCACUGGGUAAUAUUUGAUUUUAUUAACCAUUUUGCUUCCAGAAGGGCUAGCAUGCAGUUGGUUUGCAGUCUUGUUUUUUCUAGCCCUAGUAAUUGUUGAUCUUUAUAUAUUGCAGAGUCUCGUUCUCUAGCGAUUACAUUUUGCAUAUGAUGUAGAAGCUGUUUUGGCCUCUAGCUUGUUUUUUAUAUUCUAUUUAGUGCUUUUUGUUUCAGUUUCAUACAUAAACAGCCCUAUGUUAUUGUGUUGGUGGUGAGGUAAUGUGGUUUUGUAACAUUCUUACUAUUUUAUCUCUAGAACAGGGCCUCCUGCUCUGCUAUGUGCUCUUUAAUGUUUCAUACAAAUAAUGUGAGACACUUAUCCAUUGUAUUUAUUCCAAAAUGCCUCUGGAAAGUAGAACAAAAUGUUUUUGAUGCAACAGCUUUUAUAGUAAAUGUAUGUUUAUAAAUAAAUAAAUAAAAUACUGGUUACAAAAA